This is a messenger RNA of Dicentrarchus labrax (European seabass), 2762 nucleotides long. It is a transcript of the gene agfg2, whose product is annotated as ArfGAP with FG repeats 2. The record is from RefSeq and is a predicted model, not a curated record. Lineage: Eukaryota; Metazoa; Chordata; Actinopteri; Moronidae. The coding region runs from base 201 to 1667 and encodes 488 amino acids. Gene Ontology annotation, molecular function: GTPase activator activity. The transcript has 14 exons.
GCGGCUCUCUCUGUGCGACUUGACUCUCUCCUCCCGUGCAGUCUCGCAUUGAGGGGUUGAAGCCGCAUAAACGCCGUUUUUUUCACAAUGCGGGCGUGAGGAGCCUCCAUGUAGUUAAAAAAAAAAACGGAGGGGCUUUGAGGAGGGAGGGUCACCGGCUUCACAACCGAGCCUGUGCGCCAGGCACCGGGAGGAAUAAAAUGUCGAACCGAAAGCACCGGGACAACCAGGAGAUCUGCGCCCGCAAGGUCCGUGAGCUGGCCCAGUCUGGAGUAAACAAACACUGCUUCGAGUGCAACCAGCCCGGGGUGACUUACACCGACAUCACGGUGGGCAGCUUCGUCUGCACGUCGUGCUCCGGAAUGCUGAGAGGCCUCAACCCUCCCCAUAGAGUCAAGUCUAUCUCCAUGACAACCUUCUCCCAACAGGAAGUGGAAUUCCUCCAAAACCAUGGCAACGAGGUUGGCAGGAGGACUUGGCUCUGUGUGUUUGACCCAAAGACGGACGGUUGCUCCGACAUGAAGGAUUCUCAGAAGUUCAAAGAGUUCCUACAGGACAAAUACGAGAAGAAAAAGUGGCAUUUUUCCAAAAGUAAGAACCGGAGGGAUGUCGAGGGUCCUUGGAGCCCAGGGGUCCAGGCCGUGCCCCCUUCCCAUGGUCCCUUAGCGAACCAGGCCCCCUCCCAUAACCUGCCCCCCAACGCCAGGUCCACGAGGCCGCUGUCUCAGUCCCAGCUGCCGCCAUGGGAUCGAGCUCCUGCGAUCUCCCCCGCCGACAUGCGGACGGAUGUGUUCACCGCUCGGCCGUCGCGCUCCCAAAGCUUCAGAGACCCCCCUCUGAAAGAUCCCACAAUGUGUGGGAUAGAACGACAGCGGCCAGGCUCCCUGUCGUCAGCGCUGGGAGCUCAGAGCCACGCGCCCUCAUUCCCCGCCCUCCCACGGCCCUCAGCCAGUAGCUCUUUCAAAAACCACUUCACUUUAGGUCGUACAAUAUCGGCCUCGGGGGCCACGGGACCCUUUAGGGCCUUCCCCAAGUCUCUCAGCGUCGACUUUGGAGGUCUGAGCCAUCCUCAGGCGCAGCCUCUGCCCCAGUCUCUGUCCCAGCAGCAUCAUCAGCAACCUGGAAGUGUUGGCCAGACGACGCCGCCAGUCAGCAGCUCCAACGCCCAGGACAGAUACGCUGCAGUGUUACAGCUGGACAGCGUCUUCUCCGACACAUCCUCAGCCACAGCUCCACCUGGUGGUCCUCCGCAGUACAACGCCAUCUUCGGCAGCAGGCUCUCGUCCAGCUCUACUCCUGCCAGUUCCCCCGGUGUUGAUACGGUCUCCGGCUCCCAGACCUUUGCAAAUUUCCCCAACCCAUUCAGCUCCAGCUCCCAGCAGCCUGUUGCCCUCUCCCCCAGUAACCCCUUCAGCAACGCAUCAGGAGGCGACUCCAGUGCGUUUGUCACCUCGCCCACCUCCGUAUUUCCUUCGUCUGCCUCCUUUCCAGCACCCACCACCCAGAAUGCAUUUCCUCAUGAGUCAGCCAGCAACCAGGAAGCCAACGGUUUUGCCUCCUUCCCUGCGUCCGACUCUCAGCCCAAAGUCCCUCGGCCGAUGUCGGUGAACCCGUUUACGGGGAAUGUUUACCCCAGUCGAGGGACGUCGCGAAAUCCUUUCAUCUGACCCCCCCUCACACACACACACACACACACACACACACUGCCCCCUUCCCCUUACGUCACCCACCCAUCCAUCUCUGGGAACCGAGGGAGUGAAGUGAACUUGAGGAGUCGCUGCCAUUUCAAUGCCUUUGGAGUAUUUUCACCCUCUGGAGGGGAGGUGUUUGACCCCCACCUCCCUCCUCUCUCCUCUCUCUCUCUCUCUCUCUCUCUCUCUCUCUCCUCUCGUCUGUGUUUACGUGUUUGUGGAGGAAAAAAAAAAUGUGUGAAUGUAAUUAUGAAAUGAUGUGUGUAUGAGAGUGUUCCCCCGCCCCCCCUUGCUGUCAAUAUGUCAGAAGGUGUUUGUGUGCCAGUAGACGCCACCUCAGGGCUCUGUGGGAGUCGCGAGUAAAAUUACGCCUCUAUGAUUUUUGCAGAAAUACACACUUAUAUGACAACACACACACACACAGACACACACAUACGUCGCUGCUGCUGCUAUUUUGCUUUCAUCUCCUGCUUAAAAGUGCAAAAAGAAAAAAAACCAACAGCCCGCCGGUAAUUACGUCAGCGUUGUCUUCUUUGAAAAAAAACAAACAAACUCUGAGAUGUCCAAAGGAAAAGCCGGUUGCAUCACGAGUUCCUGCAGAUGGUUAUAACAGCCUUAACAGCCUCCUGAUGCACGUGAAUUAGAGUUGACGGGCUUUUUCUCUGUAGUAGAGUGUGUGUGGAACAUGUUUUGCAUUCGUCACUGUUUCUUUUUGUUUUCUUGUUUGUUUGUUUGUUUGUCAGGUUUCCAUUUUGAAGGAUAAAUCUUAUGUUGUCUACUCCUAGGCUGCAUGCGCUUAGAGGGCUAAAAGGAGAUGCUACUGAAUGUAAAAGCAAUUUCAGAAUAACUUAAAUGUGUAUAAAAACAUUAUCGCUUCAUGUACCGGACCAAAAUGUUUCUCGUUUUUUUUUUGUUGUUGUUUUUGUUUGUUUUUGUUUUUCGGUUGACAUGGAGGCGAAGUUAAUUUCCCUUAUUUUGCCAAAAAAAAAAAGGAAAAAGAAAGAUUCAUGUAACAGCGUCUUUGUAACGACAAAGUAUUCAUGUUCAUAAAAUCAGUUUGUUGCUUCUUAA